AUGUCUAAGCAACAACCAAUUCAGUUUAUAAAUCCAGAAGUUCCUGGCUAUGUCGGAUUUGCGAAUCUUCCCAAUCAAGUUCACCAAAAAUCAGUGAAAAAAGGUUUUGAGUUCACACUAAUGUUGGUCGGUGAAUGGGGUCUAGGAAAAUCAACUCUCAUAAACAGCCUAUUCCUGACUGAUCUCCACCCAGAAAGAAUCAUACCUGGAGCCGCAGAGAAAAUUGAAAGAACUGUCCAGAUUGAGGCUUCGACUGUGGACAUGGAGGAGCGAGGGGUCAAGCUGCGCUUGACAGUGGUGGACACGCCUGGCGACGGGGAUGCCAUCAACUGCAGGGACUGUUUCAAGACCAUCAUCUCCUACACUGACGAGCAGUUUGAACGGUACCUGCAGGACGAGAGUGGUUUGAACCGGCGGCACAUCAUCGAUAACAGGGUGCACUGCUGCUUUUACUUCAUCUCCCCCUUUGGACAUGGACUUAAGCCCUCAGACGUCGCAUUCAUGAAAGCAAUACACAAUAAGGAGAACAUCGUGCCCGUCAUUGCCAAAGCUGACACCCUCACCCUGAAGGAGCAGGAGCGCUUGAAGAAAAGAACUGAUGAAACUGAAGAACGUAACAUCAAAAUCUACCACUUACCUGAUGCAGAAUCAGAUGAAGGUGAGGACUUUAAAGAGCAGACCAGACUUCUCAAGGCCAGUAUCCCGUUCUCUGUGGUUGGAUCCAAUCAGCUGAUUGAAGCCAAGGGCAAGAAGGUCAGAGGCCGCCUGUACCCGUGGGGUGUUGUGGAGGUGGAGAGCCCGGAGCACAACGACUUCCUGAAGCUGCGGACAACGCUCAUCACCCACAUGCAGGAUCUCCAGGAGGUGACCCAGGACCUUCACUACGAAAACUUCCCUUCUGAGAGGCUCAAAAGAGGCGGCAGAAAAGUAGAAAAUGAGGCCAUGAAUAAAGACCAGAUCCUGCUGGAGAAGGAAGCAGAGCUCCGCCGCAUGCAGGAGAUGAUCGCAAGGAUGCAGGCUCAGCUGCAGCUGCAGAUGCAGGGUGGGGAUGCUGACGGUGGGGUCCACGGGCACCACGUGUAAGGUAACGAAGACACUUA
Molecule: messenger RNA, 1100 nt
Organism: Canis lupus familiaris (dog)
Lineage: Eukaryota; Metazoa; Chordata; Mammalia; Carnivora; Canidae
Product: septin-2-like
Biological process (GO): cytoskeleton-dependent cytokinesis; cilium assembly; regulation of exocytosis
Cellular component (GO): cell division site; microtubule cytoskeleton; synaptic vesicle
Molecular function (GO): GTPase activity; molecular adaptor activity; GTP binding
Source: RefSeq, a predicted model, not a curated record